AUGUUCGUCCCUGAAACACUAACUAUUUAAUAAUCUCCUCAACAUUAGUUCCAAACUAUUGACUAAUCGCAAUAACAAAUAAAUCCAUUAGAGACCAUAUAAUUUGGCUAAAUGAAAAAAUCAGCCAAAAUAGUUCCAGAGCUCAAGAUUAGGAAAAUAUAUCUAAUGAAGGUUAGCGAUAAUGAAAUAAUUAGGAUAAAUUACGAAACAAGCAUGUUUGGAUAGAGUUAUAAAUAAACCAAUACCGAUAAUAAGAUUCAAUUAUUCCCGAUGAGACGAGUAAGAAAUUCAAUAUCUUAAAUAUUAGAAUUCUGUAGAAUUUGUCUGUGUGAUGAUGGCAACUCUACUUUGAUAAGACCUUGUAAUUGCAAAGGUUCCCUCAGGUUCAUUCAUGAGAAUUGCCUGAAAGUUUGGAUAUUGGAAAAGCAAGGCAUAGAGUAGGUAUACAAGAAUGAUAUAGAUUGUGAAGUUUGUCAUACAAAAUUUUAAAUGGAAACUAAGUUUUUAAAUCAAAAACAAUUUAGAAUGUUAAAAAAAGCACCAAGAGCCAGAAUUUGUUGUUGGGCAGUUGAGAUAAUAGUGACUCUAGGGAUAAUCGGAACAAUAAUUGCAUUGAUCUUUUAGAUAAUUAAUGGUAGUCUUGAACCCAUAUUAUUAGCUGGCACAACUGUGCUCUGUAUAAUAAUGAUCCUAAUAAUAUCUUUGGUGUACGUAAGUUGUAUCGAUCAAGUGACAGUUGAAGUGCUUGAUCCUUGGAGAAUCCUCGACGUGCAAGGGGAAAGUGAAUCGAAGUCGAUUUCAAUCAUUGAGUUGGAUAACCAAAACAAGCAGACCAUCUAGACUAUAAACCAUAAUGAGGAAAGACAUGACAUGCGAUAUUCGACUAUUAAUGUGGUUAAGAUAUAGAGUUGA
This is a messenger RNA of Paramecium tetraurelia, 912 nucleotides long. RefSeq lists its product as uncharacterized. Lineage: Eukaryota; Ciliophora; Oligohymenophorea; Peniculida; Parameciidae. Gene Ontology annotation, biological process: protein polyubiquitination. Gene Ontology annotation, molecular function: zinc ion binding; ubiquitin protein ligase activity. Gene Ontology annotation, cellular component: cytoplasm. The transcript is spliced from 3 exons. The record is from RefSeq and is a predicted model, not a curated record.